UCAUGAUCUUUAUUUUAUUUACAUUUAGGAUUUAUCUCCGUAUUGUCAGGAUUCUACGUGAUGAUUUUUUAUUGGUAAAUAUUGAAAUUUUAAAGGUCGAUAAAUAUUUGUCAAAGGCCAUAUUAUAAAUAUGUAUAAUUCAUAGUUCCUAAACCCUAAACUCACUUUCCUCUCUUCGUUUGUUGAGUUUGGUACUUGCAUCUUUUUGCAUUAUUAUGAAGCAUGAUUUGUAUCUACUGCAAGAAAUAUGGAUAGAGAUUUUGAUGAGACUUCCGAUUAGAAGCAUUGCGAGAUGCAAAUGCGUUUGUAAAUUAUGGCGCUAUCUCGUGCAAUCGUAUACUCCAAAACCAGGUAUGGCUUUCCUUCAUCAAGACAAGAUGGGUUACGCCGUCUGCGAUGAGGCCUAUGAGCCUCUUGUCCGAUUCCGCUUGCCACCUCCUCAUGAUCAAUAUGCAAUCCCUCGUGUUAUAAUUGAUUCGGUUAAUGGUUUGCUUUUGUUGUGGGAUGGAUCGGAUAAUCAUCAUAAUAUUCUUUUCAUAGUCAAUCCAAUGACUUGUGAAUAUAUCGAGCUUCCUCCUCUACCUACACGUAGGUGCCUAUUUGGGUUUGGGGUAAGCAAAUUAAACGGGCAAUAUAAGAUUUUAUGUGUCGAUGAAUCUAGGACUUGUGACCUCUUCACUCUAGGAGAAGGAGAAGGAGAGGGGUUGUGGAGAAUCAUCCCAUCAGCAGCGACUAGACUACCCGACAAAUCACGGGUGUCCAGAUACCUCCAAACUAGACUUUUACGUGCUUAUACUUUAUUUUUUAGAGGAAAUCUUCACUGGAUUGCAACUGAUUUCGAGAAUAAUUUUGUGGUUUGUUGCUUUGAUUUUGAAACAGAUGUCUUUACCAGUUUUUCUCUGUCCCCUCGUGAAAAUGGAUAUUCCGUUUAUACAUAUGGCGAACAACAACUAUGUGUUUUGAAUGAUCAACUAUGGGCAUGCGAUAUAAUAGGUGAUAAUGUUGUUAUUUGGAAGAUGAACAACUAUCAAGAUUCAAAUUCUUGGAAAACAGAGUAUACCUUUGCCCAAAUACCAAGUAGUAUCCAUGAACCAAAUUUCCAUUAUAUUGUUUUUCCGCUCAAAGUUUUCAGCAAUGGUGACUUGUUGGUUGGUGUUGAAGAUCGAUUACUUGUGUACUCUACAACCACCAAAGUUAUGGUCCCAUACGCUCAUCUUCAGCGAUCUCACUAUCAUAAUUUGCCUAAUAUAACACAUUAUACCCCCAGCUUUCUUUCACUCAAAAUCAUGGGAAUUAACAAUGUUUCAUCAUUACUUAUUUACUAG
Salvia splendens (bonfire salvia) is the source of this 1325-nucleotide messenger RNA. Its product is annotated as putative F-box/kelch-repeat protein At3g22730. The transcript has a single exon. Bases 216 to 1325 code for a protein of 369 amino acids. Gene Ontology annotation, molecular function: protein binding. The record is from RefSeq and is a predicted model, not a curated record. NCBI's taxonomy places the organism in Eukaryota, Viridiplantae, Streptophyta, Magnoliopsida, Lamiales, Lamiaceae.